Messenger RNA from Paramuricea clavata, 576 nucleotides. The record is from the annotation of a GenBank genome assembly. NCBI's taxonomy places the organism in Eukaryota, Metazoa, Cnidaria, Anthozoa, Malacalcyonacea, Plexauridae.
AUGUUUGGUCAAGUGGCAAGAGGUGAUAGCGACAUUAUAUUUAAAAGGAGAUCAGGGCGCUAUUUGGGAAAUUACAUAAUACGAUCGUUGAAAACAGAAGACGAGUUCGACUGCAGUAAUAGCUGUUUCAAUGAACCAGGAUGUGUAUCAGUAAAUCUUAAAGUGAAAGGAAGGAAUAAAGGUUUAUGUGAACUCAAUUCCAAAACGCUUGAAGAAUUAUCAGAAGAAGGACAAAGUGAUGCAGAAAACGUUUACUUUCAAGUUGACAUGCGUGUAAGUAGUUAUAAACUAAAUAUAUUAUAUGACAAUAUGGGCAAAAAAGUGCUAAUAUAACAUGGGCAAAAUGUGUUCAAAUGGUAUCGAGGUUCUAUAAUGGGGGAGGAGGAGGAAUUUUUGAAACAUACUCUAAGGCAUUUUCAAAACGUACCAUACUAACUUCCUAUAAAAGGGCACCGACCGUUAUAUAUAUAUAUUAACAUCAUGUAUGUUAUAAAAUUGCAAUGAUUAUUUGUGUUCUUAAUUUCUCUUAAUUUCUAGAGUUGUAAAGAAAACGAAGAAUUCUCGCAUGGUGAGUAA